This is a messenger RNA of Anolis carolinensis (green anole), 1373 nucleotides long. RefSeq lists its product as uncharacterized. The transcript has 5 exons. The record is from RefSeq and is a predicted model, not a curated record. NCBI's taxonomy places the organism in Eukaryota, Metazoa, Chordata, Lepidosauria, Squamata, Anolidae. The coding region runs from base 1 to 690 and encodes 229 amino acids.
AUGCAGAACCAACCCCUGGAAGUUGUUGUGGUUUCCAGUCAAGAAGGGCUUCCUCAGAAAAGCCCAGCACCAUCCUCGGACGAAGGCCUACAUCUUUACAAGAGACUACGGAGCGAUUCACCAUUUUCCUCCAAGGAGUGGGAAGAAUAUCCAUCGCCAAACAGGACUCGUUUGGUUGUGUCGGUGACUUCUGCCGAGGAGUCAGCUCAUCAUUUGCUGGAAACAGAACGGAUACAACCAGAGACAGAAACCUUAAAGCUAAGACCUCAGGAAGAUCCAUCUCCACAGUUUGUUCCAUCUUUGACCCAGUCCCAGUCCACAAUCCUGUGCAAGAAGAAAGCUGGCCAGAGACAAUGCAAGGCUUCUUAUAAUCCUGAUGACUUUACUUCCGAUGAGCUGGAUCCAUUGUAUGAGUGGCCAAAGAAAUCUUCUUCAGUUGAUAAACGUGAUUUGGAUGUGAUUUCUCUCUUAAGAAGUAUUUUGGUUCUGUUUCCUUUGGGUUUGCGCUUGGAAAAACUGGAGAUGAUGCUGUGGAAGGAGCAUGAGGUCAAGCUGUGCAAGAUCAGCAUGGAAUAUGGCUACAGAGACAGCCUCAGGUUCUUACAGGCCAUGCCUUGGAUCAGGACUAAGCUCUCGAGUAAGGGAACUUCUCGGUGGCUUGUGCAGUGGGACCCAGCUACUUCCUGUUGACUCUGGCAGACGUAGGAAGGAAGGAACAGAGGCACUCAAGGAACCCAGGUUUUGUUUCACUAUUGUAAGGUUCCUGAAGGUUGUGAAAAUAGUUAGUUCCAGCCUUGCAGGGGUCAGUCGGCUUUGCACUUAGUUGGCUUAGUCUAGACAAGCCCUUCCAAAACAAGAUCACUUUGGGGAUGUGCUGGGUAGGCUGUUCUGAUUCAUUCAAACUUGGAUGUGAUGCUGCAGAAAAUGGUUGCCUUUAGGAAUCCAGCCUCUAGAGGGCACAACAUCCAUAUUUUUGUAUGCUUGUUCCCCCCACUUUCCAAUGCACAAAGGAUUUAUUUGGUAUGUUAAUAAGCCUGGUGUUAAUAGCUAAUGCAGGAGAGUAUUUAAAAAGAGCUUUACAUAUGGAUUUUCAGCACUGGAGCAUGCUAACCAUUUAUUUGAUGAGAGUGAAGGAAUUGUAGAAACCUACAUAAUUCUAGCAUUUCCUUUUAAAAAUAUUUAACUGCUGCUUUGUAAAUGUGUCUUGGGGCCUAUGGAUUUUCUUCAGAGCUCUUUGGUCACCACUAGAAGGAUAAUGGCACCUCAUCACUGACAUUGUCAUUGCCACUAGCCAAUUCACAGGCACCUGUGUGAGAACUGUAUAAUUCUGGUCUGAACUGUGUACACUCCUUAUAAUACAUACAGUAACUGGU